AUGAAGCAAAUCUCCCACGCGCCGUCCACCGAACUUGCCUUGGUCACCAUCUCCGUCGCGCCGUUCAGGUCACCGAGCUUCCCGCGUUCGCCAUCUCCCUCGCGCUGCCCAUGGAAGCUACCCUUCUUCAUCGCGACCAUCUGGAUUCCCAUCUUCCAUUUCAUAAGCUUUAGAUUAGAUCUUCCUCGUGGGCCAAAAAGUCAUUGGGUUGCUGAUUUUGGUCAUUAUCAAAAGGGCAAGGCAGGGCAGAGGAAUAGAGAAGAUAAUUUGACAGAUCCAUGGAUGAUGAGUGACUAUAAGGUGGAGACAAUAAAUGGAAAGUUUUUCAUCUUUCCUUGUCUUUUGGUCUUUAUGAAGGCGGGGUUUGGAAAAUCCGAGUUGAGCUUCAUGAACAAGAUUUUCCACCCAAAUGUUGAUGAGCUAUCUGGUUCUGUCUACUUAGAUGUAAUUAACCAAUCAUGGAGUCCAAUGUUCGGUAAUUACGAGUGUGUACUUGGUACACUUGAGAUUAAAUGCAAGUGGAAGCAUGGAAACGAAUUCUUGAUGCGGUUCAUGCUAAAGGUCAUUGAUGUAAUUGCAGCCAACACGAAUGACAUGGGGCCUUUGAGCCUUGAUUUCUUCAGAAAAAACAAUUUGUCAGCUUCAUGGAAAGUCAUUGGGGAAAAGACUUCAAUUACGGAUAAGAUAUAUUUUACAGCUGUAGAUUCUAGACAAGAGACACCUAAGGUUAAAGUGCAUGUAUCUUCAGGUGGUGAUCAUGCUCAACUUGUUGAUCCUGCAAAACUAGCCCGACGGAUUCCUAGGCCAUGGAAGUGGAUCUAA
Molecule: messenger RNA, 822 nt
Organism: Prunus armeniaca (apricot)
Lineage: Eukaryota; Viridiplantae; Streptophyta; Magnoliopsida; Rosales; Rosaceae
Source: the annotation of a GenBank genome assembly